AUGGAGGGGAUGCAGGCUUACGGAGCCGGGAAAGCCGGAGGAGCCUUCGACCCCGUCACCUUCUUCCAGCAGCCUCAGACCAUUCUCCGCAUAGUGUCUUGGCUCUUCUCCAUCGUGAUCUUCGGCUGCAUCGCCAACGAGGGCUACAUCAACCGCCCCAAUGAGGUGGAGGAGUACUGCAUCUUCAACCGCAACCAGAACGCCUGCAACUACGGCGUCUUCAUGGGUUCCAUGGCCUUCCUGUGCUGCAUGGCCUUCCUGGCGCUGGACGUGUACUUCCCUCAGAUCAGCAGCGUGAAGGACCGCAAGAGGGCCGUGCUGGCUGAUAUAGGGGUGUCGGCUUUCUGGUCCUUCAUGUGGUUUGUGGGCUUCUGCUUCCUGGCCAACCAGUGGCAGGUGACAAACCACGAUGACAACCCGCUGAAGGAGGGAGGUGACGCUGCCCGGGCCGCCAUCACCUUCUGCUUCUUCUCCAUCUUCACCUGGGCGGUCCAGUCCUUCCUGGGCUUCCAACGGUACAAGCUGGGCGCCGACUCGGCCCUGUUCUCCCAGGAAUACAUGGACCCCAGCCAGGACGCAGCCGGAGCCCCCUACACCUCCUUCGGUGGAGACGACCUGGAGAGCCCGGGAGGCGGAGGAGGAGGAGGAGGAGGAGGCGGAGGAGGAGGGAACCAGGCCAACAGCGACAGUGCAUUCGAUGGCACUGGAGGAUACCAGCGUCAGGACUACUGA
Molecule: messenger RNA, 732 nt
Organism: Limanda limanda (common dab)
Lineage: Eukaryota; Metazoa; Chordata; Actinopteri; Pleuronectiformes; Pleuronectidae
Product: synaptogyrin-1-like
Exons: 4
Coding region: 1-732 (243 amino acids)
Cellular component (GO): synaptic vesicle membrane; neuromuscular junction
Source: RefSeq, a predicted model, not a curated record